Messenger RNA from Eimeria acervulina, 2376 nucleotides. RefSeq lists its product as hypothetical. Lineage: Eukaryota; Apicomplexa; Conoidasida; Eucoccidiorida; Eimeriidae. The record is from RefSeq and is a predicted model, not a curated record. The coding region runs from base 1 to 2376 and encodes 791 amino acids. The transcript is spliced from 2 exons.
AUGCUCCCUCUCUCUACUCCUUUCAGCAACACCCACCCCCCUCCCUCUUUGCUGCUGCCUCGUUGGAAGUUAGUGCGUCUUCCCUGUCGCAGCAGCUCACAAAGAUGUGGGGGCCCCCAGGGGCCUCCAUUGGGGCUGGGGGGCCCCUACCGCUGCAGACACGGUUUGCUGCAGCAGCAGCAGCAACAGCAGCAACAGCAACAACAGCAGCAGCAGCAGCAUCACCCUGAGGGGAGCGGAGAGGGUGCCCCUGAUGUUGACGACUUUGUUAAGGUGCCAGCUUGUCUCACUUCUUCUUUGUCUCUCUUUCUAAUAUACCUCAAACUGCGAAAAUUUUACAGCACCACCAUCACACAAACUGAACUCCUCGCCCUCUGCAGCAUCGCUAAGGCGCAGCUGACUCUUCAUUGCAAAGAACGGGGGCCCCCUUCCCCUCCGUCUGUGGCAUAUAGAGGCCCUAGACACCACGAGGGGCCCCCGACCCCUUCUUCUGAAGCUCAGCAGUGCAGGGGGGCCCCUCCAGAGGGGCCCCCAACACAAGGGCCAACCCCACAGGGGCCCCCAACAGAGGGGCCCCCAACAGAGGGGCCCCCAACAGAGGGGCCAACCCCACAGGGGCCCCCAACAGGGGGGCCCCCAACAGGGGGGCUCCCAACAGACGGGCCCCCAACAGAGGGGCCCCCUGAUGGAGAAGGGCCCCCCAAUAAAGAGGGGCCCCCGUCAGCCUCUGAGAAACAGCACCCUCAGGGUGUGGGGCGGAGGAGUUUUCGAAUUGACCCCUUAGACAUUUGCCUUUUGCUGGCUUCCUUGAGGCUGCAAGUAAAGGAUUUAUCUCUGCUUGAGGGUUUAGAGACAGUAGCAGAGGAGACAGAGACAGCGUAUGAAAAGGAGAACCGGUGGUGGAAAUGGGCAGCCAUGCUGGGGCUGCGACGCAAGCGAGGAGACAUCUGGAAGUCUGCAGCAGCUAAGCUGCAGCAGCAGCUGCAGCAGCAGCAGCAGCAGCGGGCCAGUUCUCACAACCGCAUAGGGCGUCGCCGACGCAAGAAGCAUCUAGCAGCAGAGGGGCCCCCGUCUCCGCUUGUUGUUUUGGGGUCCCCUCGCAGUGCUGCAGCAGCAAACGGGCUCAAUGAAAAGGCAGCAGCUGCAGCAGCAGCAGCAACAGCAGCAGCAACAGCAGCAGCAACAGAUGCUGAUUUCACGCCUCCUCUGGGGCCUGGCAGUACGCAGCUAGAGCCCUGCGACGACACUGCAUGCACCGCUGAGGGCUCAGGGGGGGCCCCCACAGGGGGCCCCCUUAAGGGUCUGUUUGCAUCUAGCAAACGAUGGGGCCCCCGCAGUUCUUUAAGGGUCCCUGGGGCCCCUUCAUCUUUUGUUCGUUCGGAUGAUGCGGGAGGAGAGGCAGCAGCAGCAGGAGACGCACCAGCAGCAGAAACAGCAGCAGCAGAAGCAGCAGCAGCAGCAGUGAAGGGUCUCAGCAGCAAAAGCCUCGCGUUGCUGGGCCAUUCGUGUUCGUGGCUGUUGGGAGCGUCUAGCAGAGGGGCCCCCGCUGACUCUCGUGUGGGGGAGGGAAGGGGGGGCCCCAAGCAAUUGCUGGGAUCGGAUCCCAAGGGCGAUCACCCCACAAGUGCGUCUCCAGGGCUGCACCCCUGCAUAGAAGAAGACUGGAAGAGUGCUGUGGGGUUUCGAGAAGGCCGGAGAGAAGCGGGGGGAGGUGGGAGCAGCAGGAGACGCAGGGCCCAGAAGCAGCGGCAGCAGAGACUGUCUCCUUUAGAUCCUCCAUACGACGCGAACGCGCUGCUGCUGCACCCGUUUUCUGCUGCUGCUGCUGCUGCUCUCCCCGAUGCAGAGACAACUCGAGCAGCAGAAGUUCAUGAAGUAGCCCUUGACUUUCUAAACAGAACUAAAGAUACGCACGGCUGUCCCCAGUGUACCCGUAGCAAACAGAGAAGAGGAGACACAAGCAAUACAACAACCCCACCACCCUGUCCCCUCCACCAGAGACUGCAUUACACCAAAGUUGGAACAGGCCCCGAGAAGGUCAUUUUAAUCCACGGCAUUUGCAUGAGCAGCUACUUCUUUGCUGAUGUUAUUCGAGCCCUCUUCCCAGAAGCAGAAGAAAGGGGUGGGGGGCCCCUAGGGGGCCCCCUCGAAGGCCCCAUGGGGGGUCCCCUCGAAGGCCCCUUUGGGGGCCCCCUAGGGGGCCCCCGCGGGGGCCCCCAUGAAGAAGGAGAUGCAUACGAACGCAAGAGGUAUACCUUCUAUUGUGUUGAUCUCCUCGGCUAUGGGAAGAGCGCUGCUAUACCCUCAGCACACAACUACUCAAGGAGAGAACAGGCAAGCCCCGUCUCUGUCUUCUUUCUGUCUCUUUCACUUUAG